Molecule: messenger RNA, 843 nt
Organism: Akanthomyces muscarius
Lineage: Eukaryota; Fungi; Ascomycota; Sordariomycetes; Hypocreales; Cordycipitaceae
Exons: 2
Coding region: 1-843 (280 amino acids)
Biological process (GO): TOR signaling
Cellular component (GO): cytosol
Source: RefSeq, a predicted model, not a curated record
AUGAACCAAAUCACCGCGCUGAACGAGGCGUUCCCGAGCCCGGCGGCUCUGGAGGCCAGCACGAACAGGCACGAGCAGAAGAAUUUCCGCAUAGCGACGAGGAAGCUGCCCAUCUCUAAAGCCGGCGCUAUUGACGCCAUGACGGAGCGCAUCGGCAUCCCGAUACCCGAGAUGAUCUUUGGCGACAACCUCGUCAGCGUCACGCACGUGCCGACCGGCUGGUCCAUCGGCUUCACCGCGCCCGACGCCCUUGACGCCGUGGACAAGACGGACAAGCACAUGCUCAAAGUGGCGUACGCGCGCGACUGGGAGAGCACCCGCGAAGGCACCACGCAAAAGAUCAAGGAAGUGGUCCGGCCGUACGACUGGAGCUACUCGACGACAUAUGCGGGAACGGAGACUCCAGCUGAUAACGGAAGAAAGCUCCAGGAGAGCACUGAUGCUAUUCCGAUCGAUCUGCUCAAGCGCCGCGAUCCGAUGUUGUUCUUUGAUGAUGUUGUGUUGUACGAGAGCGAGUUGGACGAUAAUGGCAUAUCCAAAUACAACGUCAAGUUGAGAGUUCAUGAGCACCGCAUGCUGCUGCUCUGCCGCUUAUUCAUGCGCUUGGAUAACGUCAUUGUGCGAAUUCGCGACACACGCGUCUACGCGGAUUUCAUGGGCGACGAAGUGAUUCGCGAAUAUACAGAGAAGGAGGCCAGCUUUGACGACGUCAAGAACGCGCUUUAUCGUUCUGGCCGUCUGCCCGACAGCAUCACUAGCGAUUUACGAGACCCCAACGCUCUCGAUCCGUGCCUCAAGACUGUCGAGCACAAGAUCGAGUCUGUACGGUUGCGAGAGGCUUAG